Molecule: messenger RNA, 2120 nt
Organism: Branchiostoma floridae (Florida lancelet)
Lineage: Eukaryota; Metazoa; Chordata; Leptocardii; Amphioxiformes; Branchiostomatidae
Product: galactose-3-O-sulfotransferase 3-like
Exons: 6
Coding region: 362-1582 (406 amino acids)
Biological process (GO): glycolipid biosynthetic process
Cellular component (GO): membrane
Molecular function (GO): galactosylceramide sulfotransferase activity
Source: RefSeq, a predicted model, not a curated record
CUUGCUGCGGCCUUAUGGACUAUGUAUUAAUGUCAUUAUUAUUCUCAUUAUUAGUGCUUGCCUCUAACAUGUAAGUUGUAUUCUGAUAUUGCAAAUGAAAUGACCUAAAGUUUUGAACUGAAGAGCCUCUGUUUUUGUGCAUACGACUCGUAGACUAGGGGUGAAGGACACCAGUACCAUGUGACCAUACUGGUUAGUCAACUUGUAAUUAACAAUCUACGUCACGCAGAAGUCACGAAAGGUCAAAUGUGUUACAUACUCCGACUAUCCUGUGGAUCCGAUAAAUGUUAACAGCUGGAGAGUGGUGACGUUACGAGAUCAGACGGUAACGUUCUAACUGAGGGAACCAGACAAGUCCAUCAUGGCACGAGAGUUCAUGUUUCUUGCAUUUUCUUUAAGCUGUGUGGCAAUAUACAUGUCCAUUAGUUUCCUAUCGGGAUGGAAGGACAACUCGACCGCGGUAAAACCUGAGUUUGCCAAUUUCCAUAUUACCCAAAGAGUUGAUGAAACUAGUACAAACCGGAUGAGCCUAACGCAAACCGGAUACCACCCCACAGCACAAAGCAAUGUAACAAAGUUAGUUCCAGCAAGCCUUCCCACCUGUGGCCGUCCUGUCACCAACUUUGUCUUCAUCAAGGUUCAUAAGACAGCUUCUGGCUCCACGUUUAUGGUCCUGGCGAGGUUCGGCCGGAACCACGGGAUGACCAUCUGCUAUCCUAAGCGUCAUAGGAAGGCAAUACACAAUCAACUAUCAUACCCAAGUGGAAAGCUGACAAAGAGCGACUGUAGACCGUCCCCUGGAAGAAAAUACAACCUCAUCAUACACCAUUCUGUCAUGAACAAGCCAGCCAUGGACCGAGUCAUGGAACCCGGCACCAAGUAUAUCGGCAUCUUUCGGGAGCCUCUUAAUCAUUUUCGGUCAAUCUUCUUUUGGAAGAAUAAAAUUUCCCGCCGUAACAAAAAUCCACUUGGAGCGUUUCUUAAUAGAAAUCACGACCGGAAAAGAUCAUAUUCGAAACAUCACAAUUUUCAAGCAUACACUAUGGGGUUCCCGAAGAGGCUGAUGGCCAGCAAAAAUGAAAGCCAAAUAUACGAAACAAUCAGGACCAUUGCGGGUUGGUACUCGGUGGUCCUAAUAACAGAGUACUGGGAGGAGUCCUUAGUUCUGCUGAGAAGGAAGUUUUGCUGGAGACUUUACGACAUUCUACACACAACUGACAGACUGCAUGCUCUACAUACUAAGAAAGAACACAUCCCCCUUACUACAGAACAGAAACAAAACCACAGGAAAAUGAGCAAUAUCGAUUAUAUGAUGUACGACUACUUGAAUAAGACAUUUUGGCAACGUGUAACAAAUGAGGGACCGGAGUUUUGGGAAGAGGUCAAGUAUUACAAGACCCUGAACAGUGAGGUGAACAAACAUUGUAACUCAGUAGGUGGUAAAAGAGUCUUUCCUGCUGGUAAAUGGAGCCAGGAAUUUGUGAUUGAUUCAACCUUCUGUGAAGAAUGGAAAUGGAAGGAAGGACGAUGGGCAUUAGCUUGUUGGGACGUGGUUGGGAAACAAAACGAAGAGACAAAAUAGACAAAACCAAAUGGCGUUUAGUGAUUUAGCCACAUGCACAUUAUGUACAUACUAUACCGAAAAGCAGUUACUCAAGCAACUGGAUAUGAUUUUGAUCAAGUUGCUUUAGUAACUGCUUUUUUUGAAAAUCGUAUAAUACCUUGAUAUCUCCGUCGACUAGAUAAAAUUUAUAGUUGCGUAUUGCCUGCCUUGUGUUUUCUGUAAUUUUGUGAGUAAAAUAGAGAACUUAAAAUAAACUAAAAAGGGACAUACUUUUAGAUGACUGGGACCAGGCAACUCAUUGAAAAAAAAAACAUGCCCGUUAAUUCCAAUCAUAAGAAGAAAAUUGUUAUUGCAGUAAAAUGCAUUUUAUACAAUCUUCAUACAGUAUCGAGAGAUUUUGACUUUUUGGACGGAUCGAACCUAUGUUUUGUAACUUCAUUCACCGAAGUAAUAUAGACAAAAUCAUAUAUGUAAUGAGUUUUCGACAUUUAACCGUAAAACAUAUCUGUUCCAACAAUUCUCCUGUCCCAAAGAAGGUAGAAGAGGUAAAUUUUUG